Plutella xylostella (diamondback moth) is the source of this 2193-nucleotide messenger RNA. RefSeq names its product nuclear regulator Bacchus (gene Bacc). The record is from RefSeq and is a predicted model, not a curated record. Lineage: Eukaryota; Metazoa; Arthropoda; Insecta; Lepidoptera; Plutellidae.
UCGUUUUUAAACUCAUCCCGAGUCGCCGGUCAGUCGCGCGUCGGAUCUGAGCAGUUGUAGAUAUCUCGAUAACUUCUAGUAAUUAGUACCAAAUCAGAACAAUCAUGAGCACCAAGGAGAAUAACAGUGAAGUGGCCGUUGAGAAAGUCGGCGAUGAGAAGAAGGGAGAUGCAAAAAGUGACCUAAAAGGAACCAAAAGAGCAGCAGAGGACAAAAUUGCAGAGGCGAAAAAGGCGCGAAAGGAAGAAAAUGGCGGAGGCAAUGAUGAGGAACCACACAGUGAUGAAGAAGACCUAGAAGGAGAGGGAGAAGGUGACGAUGAUGAUGACGAGGAUGUGGAGGGAGAGGAAGGGGAGGAAGACGAAGAGGAAUUAGGGGAGGGGGAAGAUGACGAUCUCGAAGAUGAGGAAGUUGAAGAGGAAUUAUUAGGAGAAGAAGAAGAGGAUGAUGCGUAAUACGCCUCGUGCCUCUUUAUGGACAAUGUCACAGUGAUGUGUUAGUGCUCGUGACGCUAGCCAGGACGGCUUGCCUCGCCUCAACUGCCGCAGAACAAUCUCGCCUCGACCGCCAUCGCGGCAGUUGGGAACACGCGAAGUCGUUCCAGCCUCCCCACACCAAAACGGGUGCAGUCUAUUAUUUAAAUGACAAAAUGUAAUUUUAAUAAUCAAAUCCUACAAUGCAGAUUUUUUGACGUCAAUAAUUUUAAUGUUAAGUUCGAUACCGAAGCCGUAUCUUUAUUGUCUGUCGCUGAGGCGAGUGAUAAAUUAAUGAAUUAAUUAAGACUUAGUAGAAUGCUGUUGAAUUUUGUCAUGAAAUGUACAAAUGUGUUUAUUAUUGGAAGUAAACUUGAUAAGUGAAACCGCAAUUCUGUAUUCCAGGAUAUACCCCGGAAAUCCAAAUAUUAUGGUGAAAUUGUGAUAUUUUUCUGUAUCAACAAAUGGCAUCUACAAAUUAUAUGAUAUCCGUACAUAGAAUUAAGCUUACUUUAUGCUAAUGUAAUACAUAAGACAUGAGUCACAAAGCUCAAUUAUUCGUUUACUUGUUGACGAUGAGAUGCGUGUAUGUAUAUAUUUAGCGUAAGUUAAGCCUUGUGUGUUUUUACUUAAAAAAUAUUACACACAUUCAGCAGAAUUUUAUGAAUCAAUGUUUUUAUUAACCUUAUCAUGAACUCAAAAUGUUGUAGCAGAUCAGAAAUAUAAUUAAAUUAUAUACUUACUUAUAAUAUAUAGAAAAUGACAAUGCAAUAUGUACGAUUUGUACCAUAGUUUGAGUUCUGUUGGGUUCGGAUCACCACAAUUUAUUAGAACUCUGACCGGUGUCUUCUAGACUAACAAUCUAGACCCAAUAUAAGCAAGGAAAACAUCACAAUUUUACCAUUAUCUCGUGAACGGCUUGCGGCGCGCCGCAUCUCUCAGAAAUGACUGAUAACGAGAGUGCGCUACUCGCCGACCCACGAUAACGUAUAACCAACAAGAAACUGUCUGUAUUUUUGUCCAUAUUGUUAACUAGAGUAGAGAAAAGCCUUUCAUUUCGGUAUUCCAGUGUUUCAAGACGGUGUAGAUUACGAGAUUCCUAGGUUAAAGUAAUUUAGUGUGUAGGAUGGUACGUUUUUUAUAAGUGGAGUCGUGGUAUAGUUGCGGGACGGGUCGAGGGGCGCGGGACGCCCGGCGCGUGGCCUCGUUCGAUUUGCCGCGCGUCGGGCCCCCCUCCGCCCCUCGCCCCGCGUCUCGCUCCCUUCACCAAGCUGUGACCACGCGGUCCCCUACAGUGGAAAAUCACUCGUUGCGCGUCCUACAGCGCCGCUCUAACAACGGUCUUUUGUUUCGGUCGGCGUUGGGGAGCCGCAAUGUAUGCUCUUUGUCACAGGGUUCUCAGUGCCGAGUAGCACUAACUUACCUUGGUAGAGGCCCUGUUUCAAACAUGAAUGUUUUCAUAUUUCUCACCGUUUUCUUUCCGUUCAAGUGCGCGGUUUUUCGCCGGAUGGUAACAAGUGAAAUAUUGAUGAGUAUCAGAAACGGUUUCAUCAUCUUUAUUUCCGAUGGCUGCUCACCCCCGAUAAAUGGCGCCAAAAUGUGUUAAUUUUCAUACAGUACGGUAUGAGUCGAUUGUCAAGCCAAAGGGAGCAAAUGUUACGUUACAAAUAAUACCGACAAUUUUUAGAAUGGAAUAAAUAAUCUUAUGAGUAAAAUUCUA